AUGCCCUUCAAGAUCGAUGCAACUACCCUCCUCGAUAUCGUGUUUGUUGUGUGUGGAGUCAUAUCUUUGAUCCUUGGAGCGUUGUCGUGGUCUCGUACGGCCGCACUGCUUCUUCCUUUACCAACAUGGGUUGCAGCUAUCGCAACCCUCAUAUCCCCGAUCACAGCACUCGCACUGAUAGCCUCGCGAGUUUUUGCCCUACGGUCGAACAAUGAGACACCUCGCAAUUCUCGAUGGAGCACAAUAUCCAGUAUACUCAAUCAUAUUCAGACCAUCAUAUCGACCAUCGUGGCCACAAUAGCACUUGCAUACCUCUUCCCUGACAGGAUACUCUCAUGUAACCUAGAGCAACAAUGGCAGGCUUUCUUUCAAUCGAAGAAUUCCCACGCUAUCCGCUCCAUCCAGGAUGAGUUCCGAUGCUGUGGUCUUAGGAGUCUUCAUGACAGGGCAUGGCCCUUCAAAGACCGGAGUCACGGGGACAAUGCGUGUGAGUUGCAACUGGGAUAUCAGAGGAGUUGCUUCGCUCCUUGGAGAGAGUACCAGCAGAAUACGUCUUGGAUGGUGUUUGCUGCAGUCAUUUUUGUCUUCGCGGCCAAGAUCGCUUUCGUUCAGCUUUCCGGCCGACGAACAAGUUGGAUGAGCGCGCAAUCUGGCAACGGGAAUCCUGAUUACCGUCGAAUUUCACACCCGGGAGUACAGGACGAGGAUGACGAGGAGAAUGGUGUCCACGAGGAGAACGGUUUCCACGAGGAGGCGCGGAGGACAUUCUUACCCCAGUCAAACACGCAGAAUCGGAACGACUGGGAGGUAGACUAA
This is a messenger RNA of Penicillium canariense, 816 nucleotides long. RefSeq lists its product as uncharacterized. Gene Ontology annotation, cellular component: membrane. The record is from RefSeq and is a predicted model, not a curated record. Bases 1 to 816 code for a protein of 271 amino acids. The transcript is spliced from 4 exons. Lineage: Eukaryota; Fungi; Ascomycota; Eurotiomycetes; Eurotiales; Aspergillaceae.